AUGGCCUGUGAUCUCGAGGCAGCGCGCAUCACCUCGUUGCCCUCAGACGCAUUCUACAUAUCUGACUUCGUUUCCGAGGACGAGGAGACCUGGCUAUUGCAGAAGGUAUCAUCGGCGCCUCUGCCACGCUGGACUCAUCUGUCACAUCGCAGGCUCCAGACAUGGCCGUCAUCGCUCACCAAGUCUAACACGUUACUUGCAUCUCCAUUGCCAUCCUGGCUGGUAUCCCCGGUCACUGAGCCGCGGUUGAAAGAGCUUGGAAUCUUCAAUGAUGCGCCACACGGUGCACCCAAUCAUGUCCUGGUGAAUGAGUAUAAUCCUGGCCAGGGAAUCAUGCCGCAUGAAGACGGGGCUGCAUAUUACCCACUGGUGGCAACUGUGAGCCUCGGUGCUCCCAUCGUGCUGGAUAUUUACAAGAAGAAUAGUCAAGAUGCAAAUGACGAGGGGAAAGCCGGCGGGAGUGCUUCAAACAUGGCCGAUCACAAUCGGAAGCCACAAUACCGGAUUCUACAAGAGAGACGAAGUCUGCUGAUUACAAGGGCUGAUCUAUAUACGGAUUAUCUCCACGGCAUUGCCGAGACGACCAAGGACGAAGACUUGACUGCAGACACGAUCUGCAACUGGGAUCUUCUGCGCGAGAAGAAUCCGUACCGUGCUGGCUGGUACCAGCGGGAAACGCGGACAAGUCUCACGUAUAGAGAUGUUCUGAAAGUCGCGAAGAUGGGAAAUUCCCUCAAGUUUCUCGGUGGACGAUGA
This is a messenger RNA of Penicillium cinerascens, 756 nucleotides long. RefSeq lists its product as uncharacterized. The record is from RefSeq and is a predicted model, not a curated record. NCBI's taxonomy places the organism in Eukaryota, Fungi, Ascomycota, Eurotiomycetes, Eurotiales, Aspergillaceae. The coding region runs from base 1 to 756 and encodes 251 amino acids. The transcript has 2 exons.